Messenger RNA from Helianthus annuus (common sunflower), 1387 nucleotides. RefSeq lists its product as uncharacterized. Lineage: Eukaryota; Viridiplantae; Streptophyta; Magnoliopsida; Asterales; Asteraceae. Bases 71 to 1156 code for a protein of 361 amino acids. The transcript is spliced from 8 exons. The record is from RefSeq and is a predicted model, not a curated record.
GAUGCCCAAAAUAUCAACAAAACCGUUAUAACAUUAGCUUCUGUAUCAACUGUAUGCUGCACUAACCACCAUGUGUGAUUGCACUUCAUCUUCUUCACUCUCAUCAUACUCCUGCAUCAAAUUCCCCCCAUCUUCAAUCCACAUACUCUCCUUACCACCUUCAUUCCACUACACCACUCAAAACCCCUCAAAAUUCUCCACAAAAACCAGUCAAAACCCUAACCCUAGAACCUCAAAAUCAAACCACAAUCAACAAUUCCCCAACCAAAUCAACUUCAAAGAGCAAAAAACCACAAAAUCACACCUCGAAUUGAACCAAAAUGACGAACAAGAGACCGAAUUUCUUCAAUUUGAUGGAGAUUUGAUGAAUAAUGAAGGAGAUGAAGAGGAUUUGGUUGAAAUUGUAGAUUUGGAAGAUGAUUUGGAUGUGAAAUUGGGGGAAUUAGAUGAAGUGAAGGUUGUAAGGAAGGGGAAACAGUUGGUGAAAAGGUGUAAUGUGGUUGCAAAGCAGGUUAUUAGUAUUCAGUCUGCUGUUAGUUUGGGGUUUGUUUCACAGCUUUGGGUGGAUACUAACACUUGGAUGGUAGUGAUUGUAGAAGUGAGGCCGAAUCUACUAUCUGGACAACAAGAAAUGUUCUUUUUGGAGGAUACAAAACAGGUUGGUGAUGUUGUGCUUGUUGAGGAUGAGACUGUGAUGGAUAAGGAGUUUAAAUUGGUUGGACUAGAAACACUGGUAGGAUAUAGUGUUGUGACACCAGGUCGACGAGAUAUCGGAAAGGUGCGAGGGUAUACUUUUAAUAUAAACUCCGGGGCGAUAGAAUCUUUAGAGCUCGAUUCAUUUGGAAUAUCCAUCAUUCCAUCAAGUUUGGUGAGCACGUAUUCAUUGCUGGUGGAAGAUGUGCUGGAAGUCGUAUCCGACACAGUUGUUGUGCAUGAUGCUGCAGCCUCGCGGAUACAACGGUUAACUAAGGGUUUCUGGGAUGCUAAAAGAACCGAUUACUCGAUGGAUGAUUUUGAUUAUUAUUCUGAUCUCGAAGAACGGUCUGAAUACCGAAAGGGCAGAAGAAGAAGGCCGGGACCUGGGAACUUAAGACCCAGGGAAAAGCCCAUUGACAACACUCAAGAAGAAUGGGAUCUUCCUAUGGAUUAUCUUUGACCUUUUGUGUGGCAAGUAGUCAACUUGGUGCAAAAAGUCAAAUUAUUUCUUAAUUAAGACCACAGGUUGACUUGUUAAAAUAAACCGCAAGCCCAGCCGAAAACAAGGUUUUUCGGUUUUGGUUUGUGAAAAUUGGCGAUACGCAGUAAGUGGUUCGGCACAUACAGAAACUAUUAACUGUAAUCAGUUACAUCUAUAGAUAAUAAAUAGAUGAAACAUCACGUUAUUAUA